AACAAUUUUAGUCAAAAGUUUGACUAAAUUUAUGGUAGACUAAAUUUGUCGUUCUUAUGGUAAUAUGGAUUGACAGCUUACAAAAAAGUUUAAUUAUUACUUCAUGAUUCUCCUUCAGAAUGCCAUGGCAGAGAGUGACGACAGUAUAGAUGAUGGCCAACAAAUUCUCUCAUAUGAACAUCAGGUAACUAAGGUGAACAAUCACUUGUCUAAAGACUGUGAUGUUAAAGAGAAUGAAUCCUAUUUGAAAAUGCUUCCAGUUGCUCCUGCUCAUGCCCUCUAUCCCUACAACUCUUGCCACGUUUGUGUUGGCUGUGGGAGCUUGUUUCAAACACCAGAUCACCUAAUAGAACACUGGGAGCACACUCCAAAGUGCAAUGCAAACUUAAACGAGAAACAAAUCUGUGAAUCCUGCAAAUCAAAUGGAGUUACAGAUCCGAAGCAUUGCAAGCAUUUCACAGAUCAUGACAUGCCUAGAGUUAUGUUAGUAGAUUCAGCACAUGUUAUGAACUAUGACCAAGCUGUGCAAACUGAGUCAAACCAGAAUGAUUUCAAUUGUAUGAACACUGGGAACUAUAACACCAGUUCCAGUUCAGGCAGUAAGCGAUACUCAGAGAACCGAUCAAAAGAAGAAUCAGAAAAAGAAAUUUGUCCCCUGCCACCACCCCCUCAGCACGACCCUCACAAACCUCUUCCCUACAGAAUUGAUUUUCUCCUCAACUCUGGUGUAAUAAAACAUGCCCGGAUGAAUAUCAAUGGAAAAACAAAUAACUCCUUAUUUUUCGAGAAAAAACGUCCAAGAAAACCAAGAACUCAUUUCACAGACACACAAAUAGAAGAUCUUGAAAAAGUUUUUGACGACAAAAAAUAUCUAUCAGCAAGUGAAAGACAGAUAAUCGCCACUGACUUGAGUCUGCACGAGGAGCAAGUCAAGAACUGGUUUCAGAACAGAAGGUCCCGGUGGAGAAAGGACUGCAGGGACGCCCCUGAAGAGUUAGCCCCUCAACAGCAGCUCGAUCACAUGAUCAGACAGACUGAACACUCUGCCCCUCCUGAUAAUAGAGUGGAGGUGGCCAGGGUCAGUCAGUGUGGGGCCAAGCAAGAGAUCCUUUACCAGGAGGACAAACACAUCCUCCGACUUCAAACGUAGAGAAUAUUUAAACAUUAUUAUUAUGUUGAUCUAUCAUUUUGUAGUUUGUAUCUAGUUGAGUUUUGCUGUCAAAUUCAGUAUGUAGCCAUGAGUGUGUGUUUGUCUAACUGAACGCUAAGUUAUGAUUUAAUAUUUCUAUCAAGACGAACCUAAGAGCCUAAGUACAGUUUUAUUUCCUGCUUGUUCUCAAGUUUGAUAUUUGAAACAGAAAUAUAUAUUUAUCAUAAUAAUAGUAUCGAUAAUUGUUUGUUUUAAAUGCUUUGAUUGUUUGCCUGCCCCAGACUGGUCAGUAAUUGAGAAGGUGACCCAGAAUUUACUAUUAAGAUAUUAUGAGAGGUAUACAAUGAAAACAGCUACAAUUGCCUUGACAGAGAUUCAACAAUGAACAUAAUCUACACAUAGAAUAUUGUUGUAAAUUCUGGUCCACCUUGCAAUUUGCAUGUAUAAAUACAGACUAUAUUAUAUAGUCAGUUGACAGUACUCCCUCGAUCAGUUGCCAUGGCUACACUGCACUAGUCAGUCCCCUAAUAUUCACACUAAUCAUUCCUUGAAAUGAUUGGGAUGGGUAAUCAUUUUCUGUAAGGGAAUUUGAUAGCAGUAAAUUAUAUAAUAAUCUCGAGUAAUGAUACAUAGUAUAAUAGCGCUCACUCACACAUGUGCAUGAGUAUUGUAAUCACGAAAUCCUUUAUCAUACGACUAAAUUGUUUGAAGUGUAAUAUUGCUUUCUUCACUGAUUAAUAAAGUAUGAUAUAACUUAUUAUUUAACUCUAAUUGUUUUAUCUUUUACUUUUAAGCUA
Messenger RNA from Bolinopsis microptera, 1947 nucleotides. RefSeq lists its product as uncharacterized. Gene Ontology annotation, cellular component: nucleus. Lineage: Eukaryota; Metazoa; Ctenophora; Tentaculata; Lobata; Bolinopsidae. Gene Ontology annotation, molecular function: DNA-binding transcription factor activity, RNA polymerase II-specific; RNA polymerase II cis-regulatory region sequence-specific DNA binding. Gene Ontology annotation, biological process: regulation of transcription by RNA polymerase II; cell differentiation. The record is from RefSeq and is a predicted model, not a curated record. The transcript is spliced from 2 exons. Bases 104 to 1150 code for a protein of 348 amino acids.